Molecule: messenger RNA, 810 nt
Organism: Closterium sp. Naga37s-1
Lineage: Eukaryota; Viridiplantae; Streptophyta; Zygnematophyceae; Desmidiales; Closteriaceae
Source: the annotation of a GenBank genome assembly
AUGGAGAUGGACAAGCUAUGGACGAUCAACAAGAAACUGAUCGACCCUGUGUGUCCGCGCCACACCGCCAUCCUCCUCGCCGCCCGCGUGCCGCUCACCCUCACCAACGGGCCCGAAGCCCCCUUUGUGCGCGUGCUGCCGCGGCACAAGAAGCACCCCCCUGCGGGCAUGAAGGCGACGGUGUUCUCCCGGCGCGUGUGGCUGGAGGGGGCAGACGCACGCGUGAUCAAAGAGGGCGAGGAGGUGACUCUCAUGGACUGGGGGAAUGCCAUUGUGCAGCGCAAGACCAUGCGGGAGGGGGGGGAGGGGGAAGGGGGAGCGAAGGAGGGGGGAGGGGAGGGCGAGGGGGAGGUGGAGGCGAUGGAGGGGGUGCUGCAUCUGGAGGGGUCGGUGAAGACGACAAAGCUGAAGCUGACGUGGCUGGCAGACAGCGAUGAGCUCGUGCCUCUCACCCUCGUGGAGCUGGACUACCUCAUCACCAAGAAGAAGGUGCGCUGGUGGGAUGGUGUGGUGCUGGACUACCUCAUCACCAAGAGGAGAAGGUGUGCCGGUGCUGUGGUUACGAAAGUGUUGGAUGAGGGCGAUGACUUCCUGGCGGCACUCAACCCGCGCACGCGGUGGGAGGAGGCGGCGGUGGGAGACGCCAACAUGCGCAACCUGCAGCGGGGGGACAUCAUACAGCUGGAGCGCAAGGGCUACUACGUCUGUGACCAGCCGCUCGUGAGGCCGCACAAGCCCAUGGUUCUCAUCGCCAUUCCCGAUGGCAGGCAGAGACCCCCUCCUGGUGCAGCUGCUGCUGCUGCCAAGUAG